CCCCAGCCCCCGGUAACGGUCGCUGGUGAGUUUAAAUGAGCCGGGGCUGGCCGGGCCGGAGCCGCUGCCGGGGGACCUGAGGCGCUGCGGACUGUGGGCCUGAGCCUCCAGGAUGACGGUGCUGCAGGAACCCGUCCAGGCUGCCAUAUGGCAAGCACUAAACCACUACGCUUACCGAGAUGCGGUGUUCCUUGCAGAACGGCUGUAUGCAGAAGUCCACUCAGAAGAAGCUCUGUUUUUGCUGGCGACCUGCUAUUACCGCUCAGGAAAGGCUUAUAAAGCCUACCGACUCCUGAAAGGACACAGCUGUGUUACUCCACAGUGCAAAUACCUGCUUGCAAAGUGCUGUGUCGAUCUCAGCAAGCUUGCAGAAGGGGAACAGAUCUUAUCUGGUGGAGUGUUUAAUAAGCAGAAAAGCCAUGAUGAUAUUGUUACUGAGUUUGGUGACUCCGCUUGCUUCACUCUGUCACUGCUGGGACAUGUGUAUUGCAAAACAGAUCGGCUUGCCAAAGGAUCAGAAUGUUACCAAAAGAGCCUUAGUUUAAAUCCUUUCCUCUGGUCCCCCUUUGAAUCAUUGUGUGAAAUAGGUGAAAAGCCAGAUCCUGACCAAACAUUUAAAUUGACAUCUUUACAAAACUUUAGCAACUGUCUGCCCAACACUUGUACAACGAUAGUAUCUAAUCAUAGCUUAUCUCACAGGCAGCCUGAGACAGUUCUUAUGGAAACACCCCAGGACACAAUUGAAUUAAACAGAUUGAAUUUAGAAUCUUCCAAUUCAAAGUACUCCUUGAAUACAGACUCCUCAGUGUCUUAUAUUGAUUCAGCUGUAAUUUCACCAGAUACUGUCCCUCUUGGAACGGGGACGUCCGUAUUAUCUAAACAGCUUCAAAAUAAACCAAAAACUGGCCGAAGCUUAUUAGGAGGACCUGCUGCUCUUAGCCCAUUAACCCCAAGUUUUGGGAUUUUGCCAUUAGAAACCCCAAGUCCUGGAGAUGGAUCCUAUUUACAAAACUACACUAACACACCUUCUGUAAUUGACGUGCCAUCCACUGGAGCCCCUUCUAAAAAGACGUUUUAUGUUUUACAGUCUGUUGCCAGAAUCGGUCAAACUGGAACAAAAUCAGUCUUCUCACAGAGUGGAAAUAGUCGAGAGGUAACUCCAGUUCUUGUUGCACAAACACAGAGUUCUGGACCACAAACAAGUACAACACCUCAGGUAUUGAGCCCCACUAUCACUUCUCCCCCUAAUGCACUGCCUCGAAGAAGCUCACGGCUUUUCACUAGUGACAGCUCUACAGCCAAGGAGAAUAGCAAAAAAUUAAAAAUGAAGUUUCCACCUAAAAUCCCAAACAGAAAAACAAAAAGUAAAACUAAUAAAGGAGGAAUAACUCAACCUAAUAUAAAUGAUAGCUUGGAAAUAACAAAAUUGGACUCUUCCAUCAUUUCAGAAGGGAAAAUAUCGACAGUUACACCUCAGAUCCAAGCAUUUAAUCUACAGAAAGCAGCUGCAGAAGGUUUGAUGAGCCUCCUUCGUGACAUGGGGAAAGGUUACCUAGCUCUGUGCUCCUACAACUGCAAAGAGGCCAUCAGCAUCCUGAGCCACCUGCCUUCUCACCACUACAGUACUGGCUGGGUGCUGUGCCAGAUUGGACGGGCCUAUUUUGAACUUUCAGAAUACAUGCAAGCUGAAAGAAUAUUCUCAGAGGUUAGAAGGAUUGAGAAUUACAGAGUUGAAGGCAUGGAGAUCUACUCUACAACACUCUGGCAUCUUCAGAAAGAUGUUGCCCUUUCAGUUCUUUCAAAAGACUUAACAGACAUGGAUAAAAAUUCACCAGAGGCCUGGUGUGCUGCAGGGAACUGUUUCAGUUUGCAACGGGAACAUGAUAUUGCAAUUAAGUUCUUCCAGAGAGCUAUCCAGGUUGAUCCAAAUUAUGCCUAUGCUUAUACUCUCUUAGGGCAUGAAUUUGUGUUAACUGAAGAAUUAGACAAAGCCUUAGCUUGUUUUCGAAAUGCUAUCAGAGUCAAUCCUAGGCAUUAUAAUGCAUGGUACGGCUUGGGGAUGAUUUACUACAAGCAAGAAAAAUUCAGCCUUGCAGAAAUGCAUUUCCAGAAAGCACUUGACAUCAACCCGCAGAGCUCAGUUUUACUCUGCCACAUUGGAGUGGUUCAGCAUGCACUGAAAAAGUCUGAGAAGGCUUUGGAUACCCUAAAUAAAGCCAUUGUGAUUGACCCCAAGAACCCUCUAUGCAAAUUUCACAGAGCCUCAGUUUUAUUUGCAAAUGAAAAAUACAAGUUUGCGUUGCAAGAACUUGAAGAACUGAAACAAAUUGUUCCCAAAGAAUCUCUUGUUUACUUCUUAAUAGGAAAGGUUUACAAGAAAUUAGGUCAGACACACCUUGCCCUGAUGAAUUUCUCUUGGGCUAUGGACUUGGAUCCUAAAGGAGCCAAUAAUCAAAUCAAAGAAGCGAUUGAUAAGCGUUACCUUCCCGAUGAUGAGGAGCCCAUAACUCAAGAAGAACAGACCAUGGGAACAGAUGAAUCCCAGGAAAGCAGCAUGACAGAUGCAGAUGACACACAACUUCAUGCAGCUGAAAGUGAUGAAUUUUAACUUCUGGGAACCAGACUUUACAACUGAAUGUGUGACUAGUGCUGACAUGUUGCUUGUUCCUCCACGUACUGAGUCUUGACUCCUGAGCCGCAGUGUCGUCAUCCAUCACUUACCCAUGAGUGCCACUGUGACUGGACCCUGACUGCUUACAGAAGGAAAGGCAGUGCAAUAUUUAGCUGCUAAUAAGGCUGGCUCUUUCUCCAGUACGAAUGACAAUUAGGGGGGUAAGGUGGGUAACUUUCUCUUCUCUUUUCUUUCCUUCUUUUUUCUUUCUUUCCUCCCCCCGCCUCUUUUUUCUCUUUUUUUUCUUUUCUCUUUUUUCUUUUUUUAAUCUCCCUUUUUUUUUUUAAAGCUAUCAUGGAAGGAAGAGUUAUGUUUUAUCUUGAAGAAACCAUUAGAUAAGGAAAAUAGUGGUGAACCAGAAUUUCGUGGUCAUUUUUUCAAAUUUGUUUUUAUUUGGUUCUAUUCCUGCUAAACAGACUGACUGACCUUCAUUUCUAGGUUCUUCAAGAAUGGUGUUAACAAGUGCCAGAUGGAACAAUAAAAGACAUUGCCUGUAACAAAGUAACUUGAUUGCCAAGGAAUGUAAAUUACCUUAAACUUACAAUGUCUCCAUAAACCAAUGUAGCGGGCCUGUUGAGACUCCUGUAGGAAUCAACUACCCUUCCAUACAGUGUACACUUAUUCUUGGCAAGACCACUCUAACAUCUAACCAAGAAUUUCAGUUUAUUCAUCUCGCUGCAGAGUAUGAUCGUUACUGUCUUGUUAUUGCAAUGUUAAAGUUGGCCCUUACCAUGUUGCCCCUUACCUUUGAGCUCUGUGGGAUCACCUUUAACAUUCAAAGAUGAUACAAGUGGUUGGCCACUGAAAAGCCAAAACAAGGUCUGGCAGCCUGUUACGCUCACUACAAGAGUCACAGUGAGAACACUAGAGUGGGGAGACCUGUAAGAGAUCAUGAUAGUGGAAGCCUGAUACAAUCAGCGUCACACCGUAACCUUGGACCUAUAAUUGUUCAACAGUAUCUUUUGAUUUCCCAAAGUGUUGUUAAAGGUGUAAGAAUAGGUGAUUAUCUCUGGCUUAAGUCAUCUACAUUCUUGUCAUCUCUGCUUCAAAUUUUCAGUAGUGCAAGUCAUCAAAAUAUCUACUGAGAAUUAUUGGGUUUGGGAUAUUGGGAAAUUUUAGCUAUCAGAAAUAAUGAGAAUAAUAAAACCCUUAAGAAGGAGA
Messenger RNA from Erinaceus europaeus (western European hedgehog), 3832 nucleotides. It is a transcript of the gene CDC27, whose product is annotated as cell division cycle 27. The transcript is spliced from 19 exons. The record is from RefSeq and is a predicted model, not a curated record. Gene Ontology annotation, biological process: cell division. Lineage: Eukaryota; Metazoa; Chordata; Mammalia; Eulipotyphla; Erinaceidae. The coding region runs from base 113 to 2608 and encodes 831 amino acids. Gene Ontology annotation, molecular function: protein binding.